Molecule: messenger RNA, 2186 nt
Organism: Poeciliopsis prolifica (blackstripe livebearer)
Lineage: Eukaryota; Metazoa; Chordata; Actinopteri; Cyprinodontiformes; Poeciliidae
Gene: cldn8.1
Product: claudin 8.1
Exons: 1
Coding region: 135-911 (258 amino acids)
Biological process (GO): bicellular tight junction assembly; cell adhesion
Cellular component (GO): plasma membrane; bicellular tight junction
Molecular function (GO): structural molecule activity
Source: RefSeq, a predicted model, not a curated record
GAGAACAACCACCUGCUCCUCCUCCAUCUGACUGAACUGCCUCCCAACAGAAAGAAAUUACUGCACUUAGCUAUAUCCAAAUAUUGUCCAACUGCUAUUACGCCUAUGAACUUGGAUGAGUGUCAAGAUACAGGAUGGCCAACUCAACAUUGGAAAUAGUGGGACUUUUAUUGUCCCUGAUUGGUCUGAUUGGAGCAGCUGCAAGCACUGGAAUGCCAAUGUGGCGGGUCACAGCCUUCAUUGGGGAGAAUAUCAUCGUGUUUGAGACUCGCUACGAGGGCUUAUGGAUGAACUGCUAUCGCCAAGCCAACAUACGGAUGCAGUGUAAAGUCUACGAUUCUCUGCUGGCCCUACCCCAAGACCUGCAGGCUGCAAGAGGGUUAAUGUGCUGCUCUCUGGCUCUGGCUGCCAUUGGUCUGCUGAUCAGUUUGGUCGGGAUGCAGUGUACAGCGUGCAUCAGGAACAACGAUCGAGCCAAGAGACUGGUCCUCAUCAUUGCAGGAACCAUGAUUUUAAUGGCUUGCAUUUGCGACCUUAUUCCUGUGUCCUGGACAGGCCACGUCAUCAUUCAGGACUUCUACAACCCAUUGCUGAUCGAUGCCCAGCGCAGGGAGCUCGGAGAAGCUCUCUAUAUUGGAUGGGUGGCGGCUGCUUUCUUGUUUGCUGGAGGGUGCAUUUUUAUCUGUUGCAAUAUACAGUCUGAAGACGAAAAACCAGAGAAGUACAUGUACUUAAAAUCUCCAGGGUACAGGGCCUACACCCCACAGCCACCACCCCAGCCUCUACAGCCUCAGCAGCUUGUGUUUAUCCCUCGAUCCGAACCUCACUCAAUGCUAUCAAGACAUCCGUCAACCGUCUACAGCUACGAAUCUAGAUACCCCUCUGUGCACAGUGGAGUUGCUUAUCUGUGAACCCUUAAAAUGUUUUUUUUUUUUUUUUCUUGGCAUGGAGGUACAAGGUAAAAACACUUAUUUUAAAUUUUUAGAGGUGAAAUGUCAAUACACUUAAUGUAUUCAAUUAACUGUACUUAUAUUUUUUUAAACCCUCCACCCCCCCAAAAAAACAGUUUAAAAUAGGUUAGACGGUUGCAAGAGAUAACCACUCGUGUUUAUGUAUAUUUGUUUGUGCAAGUGAAAUUUUAUACUUGUAUUGUUAAAAUGGGGCGAAAUAUUGAAAAUCUGUAUGUUGUCAAACAGUUUUAUUGAGGAAUCAGACAUGAAGAUUGGAACAGACAAUACAAAUCCAUCCUCUUUUUAAAAAUCAGUAUGUUGUGUAUAUCUCUUAUGCAGUCUUCAACCAUUUGGUGAUGUAAUUGAAGUGUGUGUGUUCACUGAUGAAAUGUAUUUUAUUGCUGGCGUAUGAUCCAUGUAGUUUAAGUGACAGAAAUACAUUUGAAAUUUUGUUCUACGAGCCAAAACUUCACCAGAAUUACAAACCUAAAUAAGGCCUUUGUUUUCCCCAAACUUCCGGUACCAGUUUCACCCAGUGUUAUUUACAAAUUCAAACAAUGGCAGGUGUCCCAUAAUGACUUAGAAAGUACAAGUUAAAAGAGUGACUGACUAAUAGCUAUGUAAAAAAAAAUAAAAAUUCAAGUCUAUUUAAUCUGAAUAUUGACUAAAGAUAGGCAUUCUGUAAUGCUUUCCUUGGAGCUACUGAAAAGGAAGCACAAGAGAUUCUCAGAUAACACUUCUCACUAUGGGCGUGGACGCAAAGUUAACUCAAGCAAGCCAAGUAAACAAAGGGAUCAUAUGACCAGAAUAUGCAAGUCACUUUGAAUUUAGUCUAACCCUAUUAUUUUGUUUGUUAAGCUUCAAAUUUAGAAAUAUAUUUUUCUCUCUAAGGUGUGUAAAUGAUCAAGCUUAAAGGUCACAGCAUUUAAAUUUCUAGAAGAAGCACAACUUCUUUCUUCCUUCCUUAAAUACAAAGAAAUGUUAAUACUUGCAUGUGUGUUCUGCUAUUUCAAACAAAUACAAUUUCAAAUGUAAUCUUAUAUCAUUGGUCUUAAUAUGACAGAAAAUAUAUGUUUUUUCAUACUGUCAACCUCUUAUUUCAUCGCCUCAAAGCUCAACUCUGCUCUCCGGUGGACGAAGCAGAAAGCUGUCACAGUUGUUAUUUUUCCAGAAUACUGAUUUUUGUUUGAUUUAUAUGACAUUUAUCACAUUUAAAUAAAAAUUUUACAUUGUUAA